AUGGGCGCGCCGCUGGCCGUGCCGGGCGAGGGCGAGUACGCGCGGCUAUCGCUUCAAGCCUCUUCAAUCAAUCAAUUUGAUGCCAAAAGCAUGCUGGAGAAGCUACGGAACAGAAGAGUAGUAUUUGUUGGUGAUUCGAUUGGAAGGAACCAAUGGGAGUCUCUACUUUGUAUGCUCUCUACUGCUGUUCAUAACAAGAGUUCAAUCUAUGAAGUUAAUGGGAGUCCCAUCACAAAGCACAUGGGGUUCUUGAUUUUCAACUUUAGAGACUACAACUGCACUGUGGAAUACUACAGAUCCCCUUUUAUAGUUGCUCCAGCUGGAGCCCCUGAGAUUGUUAAGUACACAAUUCGAGUGGAUGCCAUGGAUUGGAUGUCUGACCGGGGUAAGUGGAAGGAUGCUGAUGUAUUGAUCUUCAACACUGGGCACUGGUGGAACAAUGAGAAAACAAUAAGGGGGGGUGCCUACUUCCAAGAAGGCGAUGAGGUGAAAAUGGAUAUGACUGUUACAGAUGCUUACCGAAGAUCAAUACAUACAUUGUCCGAUUGGCUUCACUGAGAAGUUAACACAAGCAAGACCCAUGUCAUCUAUCGUACAUAUGCUCCUGUGAAUUUCAGAGGUGGUGACUGGAAGACUGGACGGAGCUGUCACUUGGAAACUCUUCCAGAUUUGACUCCACCCGAAUCGCUGGAAGAAUGGGAUGAUCUGCUUAAACCUGUGAAUGAUGUUCUAGGGAACAAUCUGAGACCCAAGCUUUCUGGUUUAGAUAUGCUGAAUGUGACGCAGAUGACAGCUCAGCGGAAAGACGGCCACCUCUCGGUAUACCUAAGCCCUUCAGGACCCGUCCCUCGCUACAAACAGGAUUGCAGCCACUGGUGCCUGCCAGGUGUCCCGGAUACCUGGAAUGAGCUUCUAUACGCCCUCGUCAUGAAAAGGCAUACGAAGACGGAUCAGAAUCUUUCCUUUUCUGGCACUAUAACCCCGAACACUGGCUGA
Molecule: messenger RNA, 996 nt
Organism: Setaria italica (foxtail millet)
Lineage: Eukaryota; Viridiplantae; Streptophyta; Magnoliopsida; Poales; Poaceae
Product: protein trichome birefringence-like 10
Exons: 4
Cellular component (GO): Golgi apparatus
Molecular function (GO): O-acetyltransferase activity
Source: RefSeq, a predicted model, not a curated record